UUGCCAGCUGAUUAGCGCAGUGUUCAGUGUUCAGCUCCAAAUUGACAGGCUGACUAGGCUUUAUGAAUUGAUAUAGCUUAGCCCUGGUAAACAUCAUUACCAACAACACAGCCAGAAAGAUUCAGUUUUCGUAAAGAUGAUUUGGUUUGAGGGCUCCAUUCCUGACGCUAUUAGCUCAGCUAAACAACGGAGUUUGGUCUUUGUCGUUGUCAUCACAGGAGAAGAUGAACAGUCUGCACAGCUCAUGUCCAGCUGGGAGGACGACAAAGUCUCAGAAGCAGCACAGAAAUGUUGUGUCGCCAUCAAAGUCGAUGCCAAGAGUGAGACAUGUGUGCAGUUUUCCCAAAUCUAUCCAGUAGUGUGCAUACCCUCAAGCUUCUUCAUUGGAGAGAAUGGGAUUCCUCUGGAGGUUAUAGCCAGCAGUGUGUCAGCUGAGGAACUGAUGAAAAGAAUCAGUAGAGUCAAGCAGAUGCAUGCUCAGCAGAUUAGAGGUGCGACAGCAUUACCACAGGAAAGCUCUCCCAUGGUGACAAGCCAGUGUGACAGGACAGCACCAGAACUGGCUUCAGUUCCAGCAACUGUUUCAGCAGAGGAGCCCGCUGGGUCUUCAGCAGCUGCAGUCACUCAGCCUGCAGGACUACCAGAAUCCCUGUCAGCCCCAGUCGAUAAAGGCAGCCUUUCAGCAACUCCUACACAGGAUACAAAUCCGUCCUCAGACCCUGUGGCUCAGAGUUCUCAGACUCAAGAAAACUUGGAGGACAAGGUGGAAAGAUUAACCAAGAAGCUUGAGGAGAGAAGAGAGCAAAGGAAGAAAGGAGAAGAGGAGAAUGAGAUCAGGAAGGAAGUAGAGCGGCGGAAGAUGGGAAAGGAUAUGCUGGACUUCAAGAGGAAACAGGAAGAAGAGAAGACCAAGAGACUCCUGGAGGAGAGGAACAAAGAGAAGGCAGAGGAGAAGGCUGCCAGGGAGAGAGUCAAGCAGCAGAUUGCCUUGGACCGAGCUGACAGAGCAGCUCGCUAUGCCAAAACCCAGGAGGAAGAGAAGGCCGCCAAACAGGCCUUGUUGCAGGCUAGACAGGCAGAGCAGGAGGCCAGGAAGGAGGCCAUAGUCCGGGAGCGGAGCACCAUAGCGAGGAUACAGUUCCGCCUCCCAAAUGGUUCAUCCUUCACCAAUCAGUUUCCCUCACAGAGCAGACUGCAGGAGGCUAGGCAGUUUGCUGUUCAGGAAGUAGGAAACCGCUAUGGUAACUUCUCCUUAGCGACCAUGUUCCCUCGGCGGGAAUUCACCAGCGAAGACCUGAACAAGACUCUGCUGGAGCUGGAACUGGCUCCAAGUGCUUCCAUUGUGCUUCUGCCUCAGUCAGCCAGGCCUGCAAACACAGUGGUCCAGUCCUCUGAGAGUGGUAUCUGGGCUGUUUUGGGGACGCUCCUGUACCCUCUGCUCGCUGUUUGGAGAUUCCUCAGCUCCUUCCUGUUUACGACUCCUCCUCCUCCUGGAGCAGCAAGCAGAGGUGCCGCACAACAAUCCAACUCUCAUACCAACUCAAUAUCAUCUUCUGAUAAACCAAAGAGAGAAACUCUCUCCAGGCACACACUGGAAAAGCGGCCCAAGGACUUCAAGAAAGAUGGUAAAAUUUGCAGGCUCCGGACUCAGGAGGACAGUGAGGAUGAGAACAACACCUGGAAUGGCAACUCCACACAGCAGAUGUAGCGCUUUGACUGCACCAGUACCCUCCAGUCACUCUCCAUCUCUGGUGUGAAGUGGUUCAGUUGGGACAGUUGAUGGGUUCUGCUGCACUAAGGGCUGACCCUUUUGUUUUACUUUCUCUAACUGUGUUCCAGGUCUACGGUCCUGCACUGCGCCUGCAUGAGUAGAUAAAUAAUAAUCAACAGAACUUCCUUUGAGCUUAAGCUGAGUGUUUUUGUGUUGAUUAUCACAUGAUUCUGUCUCUUAACCAGGCACAGAUUACACUUUAAUUAUCUUGACAGAUGGCAAGAAGCUACCAGCAAUGGCUGGUUCUAAAGUCCUCUUUUUUCUGCUUAUAACUGAUGAUUCUGAACAAGAACAGACUGAGGGUAAACGGUUGAUCUGAGGAUCUCGAUAACUGAGCCUGACAUAAUGAUAUGUUACAGGCUGCUGCAUUUUGGAAUAAUUAUGACUUUGAAAUGUUAUUGGCUGAUCCCAGUGAUUCAUAUGAAUUAUUAAUUAAAUAAAACAGUGGAAUGAAAACAUUUGUGUUGUAGAUGUAUAAAAUAGUUCAUGGAACAGUUUGCACAGCUGGCGGCAGAUGACUGUACAUCUAUAGCUGUUCUACUCAAGAUGUGAACCACACACCUUGACAGUUAGUGUUUAUACUACAAAGUGCUCCUCUUUAACAUUGAAAAUUAAAGCAAUCUGUUUUUCAAAAA
Molecule: messenger RNA, 2406 nt
Organism: Sphaeramia orbicularis (orbiculate cardinalfish)
Lineage: Eukaryota; Metazoa; Chordata; Actinopteri; Kurtiformes; Apogonidae
Gene: ubxn4
Product: UBX domain protein 4
Exons: 13
Coding region: 137-1708 (523 amino acids)
Biological process (GO): ERAD pathway
Cellular component (GO): endoplasmic reticulum
Molecular function (GO): protein binding
Source: RefSeq, a predicted model, not a curated record